AUGGGUAAGAGUUUCUCAGUGAAGGUGAUUGAGAAGGUGGUGGUGGGUGCAGAAGAGCCAUGGAAUGAUCGGUGGUUACCCUUCACAAACCUGGACGUGGUUCUCCCGACUUUUGAUGCUGCUUCUUUCUUCUGCUACAACAAACCCUCCCAUGGAAGUAGUUUCCCCACCAUGCUUAACACCCUCAAAGCUUCCUUAUCUCAAGCUCUCACACUCUUCUAUCCUCUCGCCGGUGACAUCCAAUGGAAUGCAGCUGCCGGAGAGAAUCAGAUUCACUGCAACAACCAAGGCGUCGACUUCACCCAUGCCGUUGCAGAUGUGCAGCUGAAGGAACUCGAUUUCUACAAUCCAGAUGAGAGCAUUGAGGGUAAACUAGUACCCAAGAAGCUACGUGGGGUGCUUGCUGUCCAGGUUACGGAGUUAAAAUGCGGAGGGAUGGUGAUAGGGUGCAUGUUUGAGCAUAAGACAGCGGAUGGAUACUCGGCUAACAUGUUUAUCUCAGCAUGGGCGGACAUGGCUCGAGCGAAAACCCCAUCUAUGUUACCCUCCUUUUCGAGGUCGGUCCUGAAACCGAGGAGCCCACCUACUUAUAGUUGUUCGUCAGUGUUCGAGCAUAUUGUUGCUACGCUUGAACCAUCACUCAUGCCAGAUAAUGAUGAAAACCAGAAUGAUGAUGAUCAACUCAUUAACCGUGUAUACUACAUGGAGGGUGAGCAAAUCAACAAGAUACAGUUGUUGGCAAGUGAAAAUGGGAGUAAGAGAUCGAAGUUUGAGGCGUUCAUCUCUUUCUUGUGGAAGGCAAUUGGGAUGAGCAUGGAAGAGUUGGGAAAUGAGAAGGAGAGGUACUGUAAUGUGGCUAUUCCAGUUGAUGGAAGGAGAAGGUUGAGUGAAGGAGAUGGAGAAGAGAAACAAAAACUAAUGGCUUCGCACUUUGGCAAUGUUGUAACGUUGCCGUUUGGGGGAAAAGGAUCGCAGGAGUUGGUUGAGAUGCCAUUGAGCAAUGUAGCCACGGAGGUUCAUGAGUUGUUGCACACCGUCACUGGAAAAGACCAUUUCGUAGACCUGAUAGAUUGGGUGGAAGAACGACGGUCACAUCUACUGAUACCAAGAGCAUUUGUCAACAAAGACAUGACGGUAAUCGUGUCGUCCGGACAAAGGUUCCAGUUCAUGAAUGAGAUGGACUUCGGGUGGGGCAAGGUGGCGUUCGGAUCAUGCCAUAUUCCACCUACAAGGAAAGACUGUUACGUCAUGACAUUGCCUGGUCCCAUCACCAACAAUCAGGAUUGGGUUGUCUACAUGCAUCUGCCAAUCAAACAUAUCAACUACAUCGAGGCACAUGCAAGUCACGUGUUUAAGCCCGUCAAUGCCGAUUACCUCAAUAUUUAACACACUUUCGAUCUAUCGGUUCAAUUCGUGUUGUUGUGUUGUAAAAUUAAUAAUACAUUGUAUACGUAUGCUAAAAUUUUAAUUGAUUCUGUUCCAAA
Molecule: messenger RNA, 1484 nt
Organism: Cynara cardunculus var. scolymus (artichoke)
Lineage: Eukaryota; Viridiplantae; Streptophyta; Magnoliopsida; Asterales; Asteraceae
Product: shikimate O-hydroxycinnamoyltransferase-like
Exons: 3
Coding region: 1-1386 (461 amino acids)
Molecular function (GO): acyltransferase activity, transferring groups other than amino-acyl groups
Source: RefSeq, a predicted model, not a curated record